AAGACUAUCUUUGCUUCCGCCAUGGCAGACAAAUGCCCAGUAGACCACGGCGGCCAUUCUUCAGACCAGUCCUGUCCCGUUGACCACAAAUCUCGCACGACAUGGACCUCUGUCUUCUCAGGCAGCAGUUCUGCUCACCCACCCAGCGCAUCUGCACUGUCGACCGAACGGGAGGUUUCUUCGAUACCCCGAACAGACGAUGGUCAUUGGGUAUACCCUUCGGAGGCUCAGUUUUUUGCUGCCAUGGCACGCAAAAAUCAUAAUCCGCAUGCUCCAGAUAUGAAGACCAUAAUUCCUAUCCAUAACGCCGUGAAUGAACGCGCUUGGUCGGAGCUGAUGAAAUGGGAAUCUGGGAGAGGUGGUGAAAAGUGCGGCGGAGUGAAGCUUGUAAACUUCAAGGGCAGACCUAAUGACCUGACUCCAAAAGCCCGACUCAUGACCUUGCUCGGGUACUCUGCUCCCUUCGAUCGUCACGACUGGGUGGUCGACCGAUGCGGAACCCAAAUUAGAUACGUGAUCGACUUUUAUACCGGACGGGGCGCAGGGUCACCGUCGUCAAAUAACGUGUCUUUCUAUCUCGACGUUCGGCCUGCCUUGGACAACUGGGAAGGGGUGAAAAUGAGAGCAGAUAACAUUUGGCAGGACUGGUUUGGAAGUCGCAGUAGCAGCACGCCAUCUCAGUCAUCUCAGCAGUCUUCGUAGACGUAUAUCCGAUCUCCACGCAUAUUUUAUCCCCACUCGUGGUUUAAUAAUCGUGAAUACAAAACCUACUUCACAGUUUACCGUU
This is a messenger RNA of Suillus paluster, 787 nucleotides long. RefSeq names its product cytochrome c/c1 heme-lyase. Lineage: Eukaryota; Fungi; Basidiomycota; Agaricomycetes; Boletales; Suillaceae. The record is from RefSeq and is a predicted model, not a curated record. Gene Ontology annotation, biological process: cytochrome c-heme linkage. The transcript is spliced from 2 exons. Gene Ontology annotation, cellular component: mitochondrion. The coding region runs from base 22 to 702 and encodes 226 amino acids. Gene Ontology annotation, molecular function: holocytochrome-c synthase activity.